AUGGACUUUGAUUUAGUUCUUGAAGAAAUUGGAGAACUUGGGAAAUUUCAGUUGACGAAUUAUAUAUUAAUAUGCCUGCCAGUACUUUAUGGAGCUGCUAACUCUUUGUCAUAUGUUUUCACGGCUCGUGCCCCUAAUUACAGAUGUUUUGUGGAUGAAUGUGACUCAGUGACUAAUCCCAGAUAUGACGAAGAUUGGGUCAAGGACGUAGUGCCUGGAACUAUAUCAGAAAGUUAUCAACACUUUAUACCGGAGAAUUGUUUCAAGUACAAUUUUGUGAAUUAUUCAAUAAACAUUAAUAACGAAUCCUGCCCAGCACAUUGGUUUGAUCAUGAAAAAGUAAAAUGCGAUAAAUGGGUUUUCGAUAUGAGUGAACGAACAAUCGUCAACGAUUGGAAAUUAACAUGUGUCGAGAAUCAAUGGAAGCUUGCACUUGUUGGAACAAUGCACUUUGCUGGAAUCAUGGCGGGGUCAGGAAUAUUCGGAUUUCUUGCUGAUUUAUUUGGCAGAAAACUUAUUUUUGUUGUUGCCACAAUGUUUAUGUCGUUAACUGGAAUUGGACAAGCAGUGUCGACGAGCUACGUCAUGUUUCUAACAUUUGCUUUCUUAAAUGCUGUUGGAACUUCCGGCGUUUAUCCUUUGGCUUUCGUGCUUGGACUUGAAAUGGUCGGAAAAAAGAAACGUGAAAUGUCAGGAGUCAUUCUGAAUUACUUUUAUUCGAUUGGUGAAGCACUUGUAGGAGUCAUUGCAUGGAUGGAUGGAGAUUGGGUGAAUUUACAGUAUUGGGUAUCGGCACCCCCGCUAAUAUUCCUGGCAUAUUAUUGGAUCAUUCCUGAAUCCAUACGAUGGCUUCUUGCAAAGAAUUGCAAUGACGAAGCUUUGAAAAUUAUUAAACGUGCUGCAAAAGACAACGGAGUUGAACUUUCACAGAACAUUCUUGCAAAGUUUGAAGAAGAACAAAACCAAAAGCAAGAAGAAGAAAACAAAUAUAACAUGAAAGUUCAGCAAAACUCGGAAGUGACGCUUGUGCAACCAAAACCAGCAACAUAUCGUGAGCUCUUAAAAUCACGGACAUUAAUUACACGUUGCUUGAUAUUAUUCUUCAUAUGGUAUGCUAAACUAAACAUGAAUACAAAUUCGUGUAAACUACUGAAAACUUUACUUUAUAGGGGGACAAAUGCAUUCGUUUUCUACGGACUUUCAUUGAACUCUAUAAAUUUGAGCGGCAAUAUUUACCUUAAUUUCAUACUUGGAUGUUUGAUUGAAAUUCCUGGCAACACAAUCGCUUGGGUAAUCAUUAAUAAGUUUGGUAGAAAAUUAUCCUUGGCUUGUUCUUUGCUUAUUUGUGGAAUUACAUGCAUUAGUGGUGGAUUCAUACCUGAAAAAGUUUUUUGGAUUCAAAUUUUAUUAUUUUUGGUCGGAAAAAUGGCAAUCACAUCAGCUUUUACCGUUGUUUAUGUUUAUUCAGCUGAAAUGUUACCAACGCUGAUAAGAAGCGGGGGAGUUGGAACAUUUUCAACAUUUUCUCGAUUUGGAGCACUCCUUGCACCUUUUGUCCCCUUGUUGAAGAACCUCUACAAUUUUCUUCCCUUAUUAGUUUUUGGUACAUUUGCAUUAACAUCUGGAAUGUUAUCAACACUUUUACCCGAAACACUCGGCGAAAAACUUCCCGACACUAUUGAAGAUGCGGAGAAUAUUGGAAGACAUUCAACAAAAGACCAACAAACUCACUUCAUUAUGGAUUUCGAUCUUAUACUUGAAGAAAUCGGGGAGUUUGGAAAAUUUCAGCUGACAAAUUAUUUGCUUAUCUGCUUACCGGUGCUCUAUGGCGCGGCUAAUUCAUUGUCAUACGUUUUUACUGCCAGAGCACCCAAUUACAGAUGUUUCGUUCCAUCAUGCGAUUCCGUAGAGAAUCCACAAUUCAAAGAAGACUGGGUCAAAGAUGUCUUACCAGGAGACGUUUCACAAAGUUCAGGCUUAUUUGUAGCAGAAAAUUGUUACAAAUAUCCUUUGAAAGACGAUUGGAUGGGAAGCAAUAAUGAAACAUGUUCAGCGGAUUGGUUUGUAAUUGAUUCUAAUAACCGCGAGAAGUGUGAUCUUUGGGUGUUUAAUGAAGACGAAAGAACAAUUGUGAAUGACUGGAAAUUAACAUGUUUAGAGAAUGAAUGGAAGCUUGCACUUGUUGGAACAAUGCACUUUGCUGGAAUCAUGGCGGGGUCAGGAAUAUUCGGAUUUCUUGCUGAUCGAUAUGGGAGAAAGAACCUUUUCAUCAUCGCCAUUCUCUUCAUGUCAUUAACUGGUGUUGGACAAGCAGUGUCGACGGGCUACGUCAUGUUUUUAAUAUUUGCUUUCUUAAAUGCUGUUGGAACUUCCGGCGUUUAUCCUUUGGCUUUUGUAAUCGGCGUUGAAAUGGUUGGAAGAAGGAAACGUGAAAUGUCAGGAGUUGUUCUGAAUUAUUUUUAUUCAGUUGGCGAAGCACUCGUUGGGGUCAUUGCAUGGCUUGAUGGAGAUUGGGUGAAUUUACAGUAUUGGGUAUCGGCACCACCCAUUUUAUUUGUUGCAUAUUAUUGGAUCAUUCCUGAAUCCAUUCGUUGGCUUUUGGCUAAGAAACGUAACAGAAAAGCUUUUAAGAUUAUAACAAAAGCAGCAAAGAACAAUGGUGUGAAACUUUCCGAAGGAAUUCUUUCAAAGUUCAACCAAGAGCUUGAUGAAGAUGAUGAACAUAAUGAGAUGAAAUCAGUAAGUUCCGGUAUGAGUGACAGACACAAUAAAAAGGUCACUUACAAGGAUUUGUUGAAAUCAAAGAUUUUAUUAAUACGUUCCUUGAUUCUGCUUUUUAUUUGGGGGACAAAUGCAUUCGUUUUCUAUGGACUUUCGUUGAACUCAGUUAACCUCAGUGGGAACAUUUACUUGAAUUUCAUCCUUGGCUGUCUAAUCGAAAUUCCUGGCAACACCGUCGCUUGGAUUAUUAUGAAUAAACUGGGCAGGCAAAUAUCAAUGUCAUCUAUGCUGCUUUUGUGUGGCAUAACUUGUAUUGCUGGUGCUUUUGUGCCCGAGAGAAUCUUUUGGAUUCAAAUCAUUCUAUUCUUAGUUGGAAAAUUGGCAAUAACCGCGUCAUUUUCAAUCUGUUACGUCUAUUCAGCUGAAAUGUUGCCUACGUUAAUACGAAGUGGAGGUGUUGGUGUUUUUUCAACAUUCUCCAGGUUUGGUGCUUUACUGGCGCCGUUCGUUCCCCUUCUUGAGAAUAUUUUCUCAUUUUUACCACUCUUGUUGUUUGGACUUGUUGGAUUUGUUGCCGGAAUUUUAUCACUUACACUUCCAGAGACCCUCGGAAUUACUCUGCCUGAUACAAUCGAAGAAGCAGAGAGCAUUGGCAGGAAACCAACAAACAAUAAUGAUGACGAUAAUUAGGAUUUUAUUCGAUGUAGGAAAUUAACAUUUCAUAACAAUUUUUAAGGAAAUUUUCUAAAUAUUGAGAACGAGAAAUCCAAAGUUUUAAAAAUUAACAAAUAUUAAACUAAGUUACUAAUUUCAUUCGAUAGUAUUUUUUCUUGUAUUUUAGUUUUAGUAAAUUAACGUUUAUAGACAGAAAUUAAUAAAAAGUUUACAAAUUUUCUAAC
Messenger RNA from Clunio marinus, 3620 nucleotides. The record is from the annotation of a GenBank genome assembly. Lineage: Eukaryota; Metazoa; Arthropoda; Insecta; Diptera; Chironomidae.